Cokeromyces recurvatus is the source of this 943-nucleotide messenger RNA. RefSeq lists its product as uncharacterized. The record is from RefSeq and is a predicted model, not a curated record. The transcript has a single exon. NCBI's taxonomy places the organism in Eukaryota, Fungi, Mucoromycota, Mucoromycetes, Mucorales, Mucoraceae. Bases 94 to 891 code for a protein of 265 amino acids.
UUUUUUUUCCUGAGAAAUGCGAUAGAUUAAAUUUUAAAAUGCGACUUUCUUUUUUUUCUUAGCUUUUCUUUCCAAUUUUUUGUUAUAAAAAUAAUGAAUAAUAAUCCUUUUCGUAAUAAUAAUCAAGCAAUUAAUAAUGAUUAUUUAUCACCCACUACGGGUAAUCAACAGCCUCAACAACAAGUAUAUCAAAAUAGUAACUUUAAUAAUGGUUAUUUUCCUUCUCCUAAUCAAGGAUAUCAACCACAACAAUCAUGGCAGCAAAAUAUGAAUACCAAUUCUCUUACUUCUCCUUCUACACUCAUCAAUCCUCCUUCCCUCCAACAACAAAAUCCUUCUCCUUCACUACUUACAAAUAACACUUUUCCUCAGCAGCUUCCUUCAACAUUUACAAGUAGUCAUUUUUCUCAGCAACAGCCUCCUUACUCAACAUUCACAAAUAAUAAUUUUCCUCAACCACAACAGCAAGGGCUCCAAACCUUUCCAACUUCUAAUACUCUUCCAAGCCAACAACAGUAUUCUUCUCCAUUGACUUCAAUGACUAAUACACCUACUGGAUUUCUUAAUAACAAUAGUAGCAGUAAUAAUCCUUCAUAUUAUGGUCUCGGAAAUAUAAAUACGACUACUAUCCCAACACCUAUGAAUAAUUAUUCUUCAUAUCAACAACAACAACAACAGCCAAAUAAUAAUUUUUACAUUCCUUCUAAUUUUGGCACAACGAGUAAUAACAAUAAUAAUAUGUUUCAACAACCACUAAGGCAUCCCCCUGUAGAUGUAAGUAGCUUAUUAAAAGGAACUGAAAUUCGUCGUGUAGAAUGUCCUGUUUGCCAAAAAAUGCUUGAAGGCGAUGAUAUGGCAAUUAAUCAUCAUGUAAACGAACAUUAUACAUAAAUAUUGUGAUUGUAAAUAAAUAAAUAUUAAUGUUUUAUUGGUUUUUUCCGAA